GGGAAAUCGCGGCGCCUGUUUGAUCUCCAGUCUUCAGUUGGAUUCUCAUUCCUUGAACCCCUAACAUUACCCUGAAUUUACUUUACCAUCGGACCGAUCUUUGGUGUGCAUAUUCGAUCAAUCAGUUUGGGGUGGCUUUUGAUCUGACAGCUGCACUUUUUCUCCGCGUUUCACUAGUCAAGUUACAGAGGGCACUCGCUCCUAUCUCCGGUUUCUUCUGAUCUCAUGGGCCCGGCAACCACCGAUACCUGAUUUCGAGUCUCACAUCCAACCUGGAAGAUUGACAGCUCAAUUGUCCUGGUUCUAUGAUCAGUACUGCCUUCCGAUCUCUACGAAUCGAGCGAACUUUGGCCAUUUGGAAACCCAACGGCGAUCAUCGGGCUUUGUCUCGCGCCUCCGUCGAAAUCAGAAGUACCGCCUUCUUCACGCAGCAUUCGCCUUAAGUAUUCUACCCGAGAAGGACGAAGGAAGGAAAAGAUAAUAAAAAAAGGAUCUCGACUGCCUAUCCAUGCGUUCAUAAUCCUGCUGUCGCAGCGUUAGUCGAUCAUGCUUCACCUCAAUUCUCUCGCCUGUCUCGUGGAUAUUUUAAUUCAUUAAUUGACCGUUGAACACGGAUUGGCCAUCAACCUUUCAAUUUACUUAUUUAUUCUCGCUUUCGUCCUCCGCUAUGCUUUCCACCAUGACACGCCCAGAGGAUUCGAUCCGAAUGCCUCGCUCAUACCGUGGUGACGUUGACGAGGACGAUGCGAGCAGGCGAAUUCCGGAACUUAAUAUUCUUUCUUCUUCGUCAUCGUCGUCAUCUUCAUCCAAUACUGAGGCGCUAGAAAAAAGUGAAGAUGAAACAACGCUCGUAAACGGAUCUGCGGGCGACAGGGUUGGCAAUGUUGGCAAACCUCACACAGGGCCUCGACUUCUCUCACCCGACGAGACUAUUGAACUUGCUCGUUGCGCCGUGGACAGUGGGAUUCAAGACACGAAACGCUCUUUGGCAGGAAGCGAAGCAGUCAGUGAUGUCGUGAAACCAAAGUUGACUAUCGACCUGGGUCAUUCGAACAUCGUGCGCAUUCCGGAACCAGUGGUGGACAUAAUUAAAGAUGAAGUCGAGCGACUCUCCUUAUCAAACAACCAUCUGUCUCACAUUCCCUAUCGUUUUGCAGAGUGUUUCCAUCUUCGGUACCUUAACAUUAGAGCGAACAACUUCCGGGAAUUUCCUAAGGGUGUUUACAAAUUGCCGCUCCUCGAAAUCUUGGAUCUCAGCCGUAACAAGAUCAGCCAUCUUCCCGAAGAAAUCAAGAAAUUGACUUCUCUACGGGUUCUGUCUGUGAUGCAGAACCGCCUUGAUGAUCUGCCCCUUGGGGUAUCUGAUAUGAAUAAGCUUCAGAUCCUGAAGGUUGCUGGAAACCCCUUGCGGAAUCCUCUACGAGAGCUCUUAGAGAUUUCAGAAACAGAUAUUGCACCCUCCACCAUGACAGAUAACGAAAAAGAGGUCGCGGUAACUGCAGUGCUAAAACGAUUCCUGAAGAAUGAACAGCUCAGCACGACACCAGAGAAUGAAAAGGGCACCGAUGCAAGUGAAGCGAUCUGGGACACCCCUAAACCCGUCAAACGUGGAAUAAGCAGCCGCUUCCCGGUCAUCCCAAGUACAGGCGACAUCUCUUCUGAUCCCAAAUCACCGUCGCUGUCGCGGCCUCCACCAAUUCCACUUAAAUCCCACUACCGUAUUGCCUCCGGCCAGAGCAUAGCGUUCAACAGUAUCCUCCCGCGACCCGGAACAUUUAUCCCUGGUGUCAAUGAACGCAACCGGAGUAACAGUGAGGGUAUUAUCCAGGCAUCUAUUGCCGCGCGAAGUAAACGGAUGGGGGGCAUCAGGAAAAAUGCCGACCUCGGGAGAUUGGAUGAGACCCAGCCGUAUCGGAACAGUCACCUUCGUGGUCUCAGUCAUGGGUCGAUCCUUCGCCCAAGAGCACCGGGCGCGGCAGGCAGUAAUUCGUCCAGCCCAAGCAGCCCAAGGGAGCGUAGGCGCUUGAAGGAUUGUUUUGUAAACCGGAUGUCAAGCCUGCCGGAACAAAAGUGUGAAAGAAAGGCAAGGGAAUCGAUUAUCGAGUGUGGAAAGGGGGUCUUGUUUGCCCUUUUUCAGGUUCAGUCUCAUGUAUAUGCUUUGAUCAACGUGAUCAAACGCGAUGAUACCCGGCGAAACAGUCUCGAGAUUGUCUUUUAUAACGCCUCUACUCACGUUGACCGGCUCAACGAAGCUCUUGAGUAUGCGGAAAAUGCUCAACUAGAUGAUGCUGACUUGGUACGGCUAUCCAACGAAGCAGUUAAAAGGGAAUGCGAGACGUGUAUCAUGGCAUACACUCACGUUGGGACGCAGCUGCGCAAUAGCCUUGGCAAGAUUGUCGCCAAUGCAGAUUCACGCUAUGUACGUUCGCUGAUGCUAAUGAUCUACAGUAGCAUCAUUGAGCUUCGCAAUGUUUGUGUGAGCCUCGGUGUUCCACUGCACACUCGCAAACGUCUCUCUUCCACCAAUCCGCCUAUACCGGAAAUACACAGAGAGAUGGUUGCCUCGGAUAGACUCACUGGAUCAACGGUGACCCCAACUAGAGGCAGGGCGCCGUCUCUCUCGGUGCGUCGUUACCGGAGUGACACCACUAUUCAGCACCCUCAGAUCACCACCAGUGGGCCAUUACAGACAGCAUCCAAUUUCCAUUCUGCGAUUAGCUCACCUGGGUUUGUCUCCACCCCAUUUAGUUACGCAGCACGGAGUCGAUCAAGUAGUCGGUCAAACCACAUAAACACAUCGAUACCCUCGUCCCUCGCGACUCCCCGUUCCGGCGAGUCCUUCCCUCCAAUGCCUACUACAGUUGUACCUCGGGUUAACCCCUUGACUGGCUUGGAUGAAAUCGAAGAAGAGCGAACAUUCGAGCGGAUCUUUCAUCAGCUCACUACUGCGUAUGCCGCCGCUCUACAAGCGCUACCUCAGGCACACCGUCAAUUUGUGCGAAGUCUUGAAUUGGCAGAACAAGUUCGAGAACCUGAAGUUAUACAGAUGCUCUGGAACAACCUCAUUCGGCGAUGUCGCGUGUGCUUGGAAGUAUCUGAGGCACUUGGACUCCGCCUUUCCAACAUGAAGAUAAAGGAACCCGGCGGCGGGAUGCGCCACCAGCGCGAGUUCUGGCAGUUAUGCAAGGCAUUCAUGCAAUCAUUCGUUGAUCUUGUGACAGACCUGCGUGAAGUCAGGAGCAUGGAUCUGCUCCCUUCUGAGAUCAUCGUGCUCCUUCGUCCGGUGCAGAGGGCCAGCAGAGAGGCUGGUCGGCUGAUCGAGGGUUCGCCAUGGUCUUACCUCGCAGACAUGACAUCUGGAAACGCACCAGCAAACAUAUACGGGCCCCCUUUACAGUCACAACAUACACAGCAUCAGAUCAGUACAAGCCUGUCACCACAGUCUGUUACUCUUCCUGCAACACCUUUGAGUGCUGCUCUUGGUCCAGCUGCUCAGGCGACAGUGCCGUCUACCCCUGCAAGUGCGUACAGUGACAAAUUCUUCGAGGGAGAUGUGUUUCAGAGGGCCGACUCUCUACUUUCCAUGCCCAACCAGGCACCAUUCUUCAGUCGCCGGUGACGUGGCACAGCUGACCCCACUUGAUGUUUUGCCCAGGUGGGCGUUUACCGCAUAUUUAUACUCUUGUGCUACACUAUAGAGUUAUUUAUUCUCAAACUCCUUCCGACUCCUGUGGUGAGGUUUAUUAUGUUCUACAAGGCUUGAGGGCUCUUACGACCUCUUGGGUGCUCCUACUUGACUGGCUCAAGAGCGGCAUCAA
Molecule: messenger RNA, 3818 nt
Organism: Aspergillus caelatus
Lineage: Eukaryota; Fungi; Ascomycota; Eurotiomycetes; Eurotiales; Aspergillaceae
Product: putative cell morphogenesis protein Sog2
Exons: 4
Coding region: 668-3619 (983 amino acids)
Molecular function (GO): protein binding
Source: RefSeq, a predicted model, not a curated record